GGCCGUGGAACCCCCCAGGAGGUCACAAAGCCAGGCCGUGGUUUCCAGCGUGGGGAAGGUGCUGUGGGCACCACUCCAGCAGUGGCACCGCCGCAGAAGUGGCACUGGAGGCUCUGGUGGCACCUGCAGUGGCAGCAGUGACGAUGCAGGGGCGACGGGCCCCCGUCGGCCGUGUCCUCCUGGUGGGGCUGAAAGCCCUGGCAGCCUUUGCAGCCCUGGCAGUGCUGGUGGCCCUGUAUGCCCACAUCACCACGAGGGGCCAGGUGGAUAAGUCAGGCCCAUUGGGAGCAGCUCCUGCACUGCUCAAUUUGGAUCAUGAUGGCUCAGGCACCUUCCCACACGGUGCUCCAGAGAGGGAGGGACAGACAGUGCCAAGGAGCCAUUCCAUGUCCAAACAACAGUCAGAUCCAGGGAACUACGAGGAAGUAGUUCAGUUGAGCAUCUCUGUUCUGUUCCCAAAUGUGUCUGGAGGCAAUGGAGGAGAUGCAGGUUCUGGAUCUGGCUCUCCUGGAGGUCACAUGGAUACAUCUUCCCUUUGGGAACUGCCAGCUCAGAGCCCAACUGUGAGCGAGGCAUCUCCUGCAGGUCCAAAGAACGGAACUGAACCCGGAGACAUUUACUGGCAGCUGGAGGAAACACUGACUGAGGUCCUGGGUGCCCUGAAGGAGAUACCUGAUGUUGUGGAGCUCGAGACUGUGGAGGUACCUCAGAAAGGCCAUCAGGAGGUGCCAUUCCCUGGGGAAAAGCCGAGGGCUGCUCAGCCAACAGGAGAGUCAGGUGUGGACAAGAGGAGACUGGGCAGGACCAACCCAAAGGCUGUGGCUGGCAGGGCACACAGAGGAGCAGUGGAUGCUGAGACCAGCAGGAAGGUCCUUCUCAGCAACUGCCUGGUGGCCGUGGCCGGGGUGCUCACUGUGCUCUUCCUCUGCCUGGUGGUCCCUGCCUGGGCAAAGGACAUCCAAGGGCACCUGGCAACUUGGAGAGCCCGAUUCCGGCCCCUGGGCAGCAGGGAGGAGGUGGAGAUUUAGCAGUAGAAUAAUAGUAAA
Molecule: messenger RNA, 1046 nt
Organism: Corapipo altera (White-ruffed manakin)
Lineage: Eukaryota; Metazoa; Chordata; Aves; Passeriformes; Pipridae
Exons: 6
Coding region: 144-1028 (294 amino acids)
Source: RefSeq, a predicted model, not a curated record